AUGGUCCAAGGAUAUGAUCAUGCUUUCAAAGAGUGGAAUGGUUACUCCACAUACAUGAAUAAAGAUGGCAUGCACGCUGGAGGAAGGGAUACAGUUCUUGUCGAUGCAUUGUCAAGGCGCAUUCCUCUUGUUAGCGACCGACCAACUAUAAUAUUUGGUGCUGACAUAACACAUCCUCAUCCUGGGAAAGAUUCUAGCCCUUCUAUCACAAUUGUUGUUGCGACUCAAGACUGGCUCGAGGUGACAAAAUAUGCUGGAUUGGAAAAUGAAUACCUCUAUAGAAUAGGGGUCCUCCGAGCAUCAAGUCCAAGCUGGGGUGAAACUCUUGGACUUGCUAAAAGUCUUGUAAAGAAAGUUGUGAGACUAGAUGUUCUUGUUGACAAGUAUCCAAGUUACAACUUUGUUGGCCGUUUACUGGGGCCACGUGGGAACUCCUUAAAAAGAGUUGAAGCUUCAACUCAAUACAGGGUUUAUAUACGAGGUCGAGGUUCAGUGAAGGAUUCUAUAAUGGAAGAAAGUUUACGGGAUAAACCUGGAUAUGAACACUUAAACGAACCGCUGCACAUACUAUUGGAGGCAGAAUUUACACCAGACAUACUUGAUGCUCGCUUAACCCAAGUUGUUACCACCCUAGAAGAUCUUCUGAAGUCUGUGGAUGAGUCAAUGGACUACUACAAGAAGCAACAACUCGGGGAGUUGGCCAUACUCAACGGCACGUUGAGGGAAGAGAGUCCACAAAUGAGCCCACAAACAUUCAGGGAGUUGGCCCACAGGAAAUAG
Molecule: messenger RNA, 780 nt
Organism: Zingiber officinale
Lineage: Eukaryota; Viridiplantae; Streptophyta; Magnoliopsida; Zingiberales; Zingiberaceae
Product: KH domain-containing protein At1g09660/At1g09670-like
Exons: 8
Coding region: 1-780 (259 amino acids)
Biological process (GO): regulation of mRNA splicing, via spliceosome
Cellular component (GO): nucleus
Molecular function (GO): mRNA binding
Source: RefSeq, a predicted model, not a curated record